Molecule: messenger RNA, 1766 nt
Organism: Momordica charantia (bitter melon)
Lineage: Eukaryota; Viridiplantae; Streptophyta; Magnoliopsida; Cucurbitales; Cucurbitaceae
Product: Integrase-type DNA-binding superfamily protein
Biological process (GO): regulation of DNA-templated transcription
Molecular function (GO): DNA-binding transcription factor activity; DNA binding
Source: RefSeq, a predicted model, not a curated record
CCCCCAGCCCGCCCACACUGCCUCCGCUUCCUCACUCUCACUCAAUUCUCGCUCCUAGGGUUUUCCAUGGCUUCUUCGUCCUCCGAUCAUGCCUUGAAACACGAAGCCGGUGCCGGUGCCGGAGGAGCAGUGGGGGAAUCUUCCGAGGUCGUUAUUGCCAACGAUCAGCUUUUACUGUACAGAGGCCUGAAGAAGGCCAAGAAAGAGAGAGGUUGUACUGCCAAAGAGCGCAUCAGUAAAAUGCCUCCCUGUGCUGCUGGAAAACGAAGCUCUAUAUACCGCGGAGUCACUAGGCAUAGAUGGACUGGUCGUUAUGAAGCUCAUCUUUGGGAUAAAAGUACUUGGAACCAGAACCAAAACAAGAAGGGAAAGCAAGUGUAUCUGGGAGCAUAUGAUGAAGAAGAGGCAGCUGCUAGGGCAUAUGAUCUGGCUGCCUUAAAAUAUUGGGGUCCUGGGACUCUUAUUAAUUUUCCAGUGACUGAUUAUGCAAGGGACCUUGAAGAAAUGCAGAACGUUUCAAGAGAGGAAUACCUUGCAUCUCUCAGGAGAAAGAGCAGUGGGUUCUCAAGGGGAAUCUCUAAAUAUCGGGGUCUCUCGAGUCGAUGGGAGUCUUCAUUUGGUCGUAUGCCAGGCCCUGAUUACAUCAACAGCAUAAAUUAUGGUGCUGGAGAUGACCAAGCAACAGAAAGCGAAUUUGUUCACAGCUUCUGCAUUGAAAGGAAGAUUGACUUAACAAGUUACAUUAAGUGGUGGGGAUCCAACAAAACUCGAACGGCAAAUCCUGGCUCAAAAUCCUCUGACGAAGACAAACAUAGUUGUGCUGGAGAAGUUGGUAGUGAACUCAAAGCUCUCGGACAGACUGCCCGUCCUACAGAGCCAUACGAGAUGCCCUGUUUGGGUACAUUACAGGGAGUAAAGAAGGCAGCUUCCAAGGUUUCUGCUUUAAGCAUUUUGUCACGGUCAGCCGCCUACAAGAGUUUGCACGAGAAAGCUUUGAAAUUGCAGGAAAUUAACAAUGAGAACGAUGAGAAUGAAAAUAAAAACACUGUUAACAAGAUAGAUCACGGGAAAGGAGUUGAGACACAUAAAAGUCAUGGAAGUGAUCCUGGUGAGAGAUAUGGUGUUGCUUUGGGAAUGAGUGGUGCAUUGCCACUUCAGAGAAAUAUGUUCCCCUUGACUCCGUUCUUAACUGCACCUCUUCUGAGCAGUUACAACACUGUUGAUCCCUUGGGAGAUCCAAUUCAUUGGACAUCUCUCGCUUCUGUUCUUCCUACUGGACUUUCUGGCGCACCUGAGGUUACAAAGACCGAAACCUCUUCAACUUACACUUUGUUUCGGCCGGAGGAAUAAAACUUCUUGCUUACCCCACAAUGAGGUUUAAGUUUAUCUCAUUUGGAUUGUAUCUCUAUGCUGAUAUUGCAGGAGCUGUACAUGAGAACAAGCUUCUAAGGAAUAAAGCUUUACAUAUAUCACAAUACACGCACAUAAGAGCACGGUACACAUCAUACUUAUCAUUGUCACCCUUGGCUUUUCUUGAUUUUUCCGACAUUGCUGGCCACGAUGAACACGAAAGGAAUCUCAUACUACAGUUGAAGAAAGGAAAAUGUCAUAAAAUUUCACCCGAUUGUUUUACAUUACAUCAUGCAUAUGUAUCUCUAUUAGUGAUAGUUAUACAAAUUGGAAUUUUUUUUUCCCUUGAGUGUCUGUAUUCCUUGUGAUGUGACAUACAUGUUUCUGGUUAUCGAUGUCAAGAUCUUGCUGCUGUU